AGCGGAUGAAUGUUGUGGGCGCUUGGUGACCGUUCUAGCAGUGCUUGUCGCAGUGAUCAACGACGAGCAGGCUUGCGUGGCCUGCGACGCGCGUCCCUCUCUCGACUACAAAUAUUAAUCUCUGGCUGACGGCGGCCCUUCUCUUUCCACUACUACCACCUACGAUCGCCUCUAACAAUGUCUGGAAUUUCGACACCUAUCAAUUCUGAGCGAGAUGCUCAACUUCUGUCCAUCGGACAGCAAUGCUCAGCGGAGCUCUGUCAUCUGGUCGACUUUUUGCCAUUCAAAUGUCAGCACUGUGGCCAUGCGUUCUGUGGCGAACAUUUCCGUCCACAGGCUCAUAAGUGCGAGAAGUACGACGAGAGCAAACAUAACAGGGUAGCACCUCCAUGUCCUCUAUGUAAUACCCCCGUUGCUAUUCCUCCGGGCGUGGAUCCCAACAUUCGCAUGGAGCGACAUUUCAACAAUGAAUGCUCUGUCAUGACUGGAAAGUCGGGCAAAUCGUCAUCUACACCGCACUGUGCACGACCAAAGUGCGGAAAGGUCCUGUGGGCACCUAUAAAGUGUGAUAAAUGUAACCAGCAAUUCUGCCCUGCACAUCGAUUCCCCAAUACCCAUACCUGCGUUUCGACGCCUUCCAAGUCGAAUACCCCAGCUUCGUCUUCAUCCUCCAACCUCCUCGGUAACACACGUCCCAACCCCACCUCCGCUGCGAGUGCUGCUGCUAUGGCUGCCAUCAAGCGCGCGAUGAACAACACGUCAUCUGCGUCUACUCAUAAACCUACCGCCACUACCGCUACCACGCAGAACAAACCACCCGCGCCGUCGAAGCCUGUUGCUAUUUCCAGCGCGACAACUUCGUCGUCCCAGCCAUCUUCGUCUGCCAAGCCUGCGUCUUCACGAACAAACCCUUUCUCUGCUACUGAUCGGUCUCCUGCAACUCCUCCCCUGACUGAUAAUAAUCCUGACGAUACCGCAACUCCUAAUAACGAUCCCCCGGAACGCUGCGCUCCGAAAUCCACUUACACGAACCCCAUGGCAUACAUCCCACGACCUCUAUUCACCACGGCAUGAACACACACCUGCAUCUCACCACAUACCAUACCAUCACUUGUAUUGUUAACACAACCCCCGCUACACACGCGACUCCAUACCCAUGUAUCCAUAUCAUCCGAUGCCCGUGUAUUACCUUAUCAUCACGUACUUUAUAACACAGUCGAGCCAAGGCGGAGCGCGAGAGCAGGCUGAGAGCCAUGCAGGCGCGGGCUAAGAAGGGGUUGUUGAGCGAUGAGGAGAAGUUGAUUCUCGCUACGGAGGAGGCGGAGAAAGCUGCGAGGAAGGAUGAUUGUGUUAUUGGAUAGUCUUUUAUGAUAUGUUCUUCUUAUUUCUGGUCUAUGGGAUAUUUAUAUACAUUUCUGUAGUGUGGGCAAUUCCAAACCAUCUUGUCAGAAGUCAUCUCAAUUUUACUGAAUGAAUUAGGGUCGAUAAAUAAUUGAUGAUGAAGGGAGGUGUAUCUUUCUACGGCUCUCAAUUCCAUUGUGAUGCUUUCUCUGCAUUCUUCUAUCCA
Messenger RNA from Somion occarium, 1567 nucleotides. The record is from the annotation of a GenBank genome assembly. Lineage: Eukaryota; Fungi; Basidiomycota; Agaricomycetes; Polyporales; Cerrenaceae.